AUGGCUAAAUCAAGCCAAGCAAACGGCGCCACCUCGACCUGGUGGGUGAACUCAUUCGUGACAAUCAAUGCGCAAAGCUGCAGCAUCUCGUUUUUCCAACCGGUUAACGACGCUUCACCGACGAAUUCCUCGCUUGGACCCGACCACCCGUUACCAUCGGUCGAGGGAGGAAUUAAAGAGGAGUCCCCGACCCCGGCUCUGACAGCUCCGGACAAGUCCAGCCCGUCAGUGUCACUAGAGGAUGAGCAGGUCGACUCAGGCGAAAGCGCUGUAAGCGAUCAGGAAGAUGUAUCGUCGCUAUACAAGCGAUUCGCGGUCAAACGCAGUGCUCCAAGAAGUAGUGGCUCCUCAAAGUCAACGAAGACGCCCUGCGCCAAGAAAAGGAAGACCAACCCGUUCUUAACGCCCGACCGCCCAAUUAUCUCAAACUCACUAUCGUUGACCGCCGACUUUUUUCGUGAACAGGCUGAUCAGCUACCCCAAAAGCAAAGGCCACACGAGUGGACGUUUCAGGAACGAGAAGCCCUUUGCCUCAUUCUUAUAUUCUACGAAGUCGAUACCGCAUUCAAUGGAGUUGCCAAGAUCUUAAACGAAUACUUUAAGGUCCCUCCUAACGACUCUUUUCGGCCUCGGCAAAUUAUGGCUCAAUGGCAAAGUUGGCGGUACUUAUUCCGGAAGCGACCUGUUUACGAUCCCAAGACCGAGUGGCAAGAAAAACGCAUAGUAUACGAGGCAGCCGCUUCUCGUGCUAAAGUAAAGUUAAAAACGAGAGCCGUCCAACUGGUGGAAAAGACGCUUAGCCCCAAGUUUCCGAAAAUCGCCGAAAGGGUUACUACUCAAGACGCAUGGUUUAUUACGCAUCUACUUCGUCUAAGAGAUACUCAUCAUCGACUCCCGUCUAUGGAUUCUCCUUUGGCCGCCCAGUCAUUGACUACUACGGAUAGUGAUAUUCUUCAACAGCUACUAGCCGCAGCUAAGCCCGAAGACUCGCCAACGCCAUCAUAUAGUUCGAGCGAGAUACUUCAAACUUCCUAUAUCACUCCAACGGCAAAGAACGACCAGCCCUCCCUCCUAUACCGGGUAUAUCACGCCGAAAGCAACGGCCUCAACUCCCCCACCGAAUUCCGCGCCGGCCUAUUCAACAUCCCCGGCAAAAGUCUCGUCCCCCCUCCACAAGACAACACAAUCCUCCCAGUAUUCGCCUCGUGGCACCUAUGGCACCACACCGUCUCCUCCCCCUUCAUCUCCUGCACCGACUCCCUCAUCAUGGCCGUCCACAAAGCCCGCCAAGCCGAAGCCGCCGGCCUCCACCCCGUCCACAUCUCCAUCAUCGACGCCCCCCUCGCCACCCGCGGGUCCUCCAGCCACAUCCACGGCUUCCCCGCCCGCCCCCUCGUCCUCGAAGCCCGCCGACGCGGCCUCGUCCCCGACAUGCGCUACAGCGGCACCCGCGAGAUCUUCGUCUGGGCGCGCAUCGCGCCCGCCGCCAUCAUCCACGACGUGCCCUUCGGCCGCCUGCGCUCGCUCACCGCCGACGACUUGGGCGUCGCCGACCUCCUCGCCCUCGACGACAUCGACCCCGACCGGCGGCUCGGCCGCGUGCGCAAGGCGCUGCUCGACGAGGUGGUGCUCGACGCGUCGGCUGGGUACGCCGUCGGCAGGCUUGCGGCGCUGUUCGGGCUGGCCGGCCGGUCGCACUCGCACUCGUCGUUGUCGUCGUGGCCGCCCAUGGUGGAACAGUUUGUGUACGACGUCUUUCAGGGGUGGGUGCUGGGCGUGGUGCCGGGGUGUGAGCGGGAGAUGGCGGAGGGGUUUCUUGUUGGGCUGAGGGACGCGGAGGCGGGAGCGGGGCCGGGGCCGGGGGCAGGAGGCGCACUGGUUGGGCUGCAUGGAGAGGAAGAUGGGCUGUUGCGGGAGGCGUUUGUGGGUGGCGUGGAGAGGGCGCAGAGGUGUUUGAGGAAGGAGGGAAGGUUUCGGCGGAAAGUGAAGUGA
Molecule: messenger RNA, 1992 nt
Organism: Diplodia corticola
Lineage: Eukaryota; Fungi; Ascomycota; Dothideomycetes; Botryosphaeriales; Botryosphaeriaceae
Exons: 1
Coding region: 1-1992 (663 amino acids)
Source: RefSeq, a predicted model, not a curated record